CCUAUUGCUACCAGCCUGACGAUAAUCUUUCAUUCUACUUGACUCCGUCUACCAAGCGUCUCUUACAAUGGCUGGCAUAACAAUGCAUACAUUGCCUAGAAACGAGCCCGAAUGGUGGAUCGCUGCCAGAAAGUAUAAGUCGGCGAAUCCUCUUGAGACUUCUAUUCACGACGCCGAAUACGUCAAGGCUUCUGGCUCUAAGCUAAUAAAUCCAGAAUGUGUGGACAUCCAUGUUCUAUGGCCGCAUGAGAAGCGACCCAAGUUUGGAACUGAUCGCCAUGUGGAUAAGAUCGUCCCCCAAAAUUGUUUCUCUCAGUCCCGAACUCAUCUCGAGGGGGACGAACGCUUCGCCGCAUACAUAGAAUGUAUACGAAAUUUUCCAAAGAGCGUAUCGUCCUCCGAUUCUAAGAAGUUGGGAAUUUUCGCCCACGUUCUAGAAUCACAGAUUUAUACACGAGGUCUCCAAGGCGAAGAUGAAAACGACAAGUUAGACCUCAGUCCAAUCGCCAACAGGACAAGGGCCCGUCUGGCUCAGGCUAGUCAACUUCGUCCCCAGACCCCAUCCACCCCAACUCCUUUGCGUCGACAGCAAGAACUUGUUCAGCCUCUGCAUCAUAUGGAUAUAGAUGUAGAAAUGAACGACGAUAUACUGUCUUCACCCAUGUCUAUCACCUAUGGAGGCUCACCUGUGACUGGUGAGGAGGCAAAGCAAGCCAGCGUGAUAAAAAAUGAGCAGGAAGUGGUCAUUUGUCUCAGCAUCUUGAUAAGAGCGCUUCGCCUUGUAACUGAUUCUGUUCAAACCGCAAGAUAUGCAGCCGAGCAAGCAAUCUUCACAGUGGUAGAUAAAGAAAACGAGAAGGUCUACAGUGCUAAAGUGGAUGGUGUUGUCCGCAUUUAUCCCAGAGGAAAGAUAUGGGUCAUUAGCGAGACGAAGAAAGGGCCCCGCUAUCGUGGUAAUCUCUCCGGUGCUGAGAUCAAAGCACAAGAAUCAUCUGAGAUGGCGGCAUGGAUCGCCGAAGUGCCGCCUUCCAACCUUGAAGAGAUGCGCGAAAAGAAUUUGCUUGAUCGUCGUCUUAUGAUUAAUCAGAAUAAGGACGAAGUCUAUAUCAUUGUUGGGACGUACAGCGCGCACUACGUCGACUACAUUUGCCACCGAGAGACGGAUAGACUGGACUUUUUGGUGAUGCAGGAAAUUGGCCCGUUCAGGUGUGAGGAAUGGCGAGCGAUGAAAUUACUGGCAGAAAUUAUUUUGGCCAUUCUCAUUUGGGCAUGUGAGUGUGAAGCUGGCGUAAGAGAGGUGUAGUCUACAGCCACCCAUGAAAUAGAGGGGUUUGACCUCUACUACUAGGUGUUGGGCUCGAUUUCUUAUGACAGUGAAAGGGUGAGUGGUAUCAAGAAAGGAGGACAUUAAAAGAGACAUCUAUGUGCGGAUGCCUGCUUGCUUACGCAAUUUUUUUCUAGUCCCUCGCUCGAUAACUACUUUGCAAAUUCAUUUAUAGGCUAGUGACAUAGGUUGUGAAGAGAUUCGGAUAGUCAUUCAUUUGGUUGUAUAGGUACUUAUCCACAAAGAUCAAUAUAAAUAUUUUGGUUG
This is a messenger RNA of Daldinia loculata, 1591 nucleotides long. RefSeq lists its product as uncharacterized. Bases 68 to 1303 code for a protein of 411 amino acids. The transcript has 2 exons. The record is from RefSeq and is a predicted model, not a curated record. Lineage: Eukaryota; Fungi; Ascomycota; Sordariomycetes; Xylariales; Hypoxylaceae.